Molecule: messenger RNA, 3564 nt
Organism: Aspergillus niger
Lineage: Eukaryota; Fungi; Ascomycota; Eurotiomycetes; Eurotiales; Aspergillaceae
Exons: 3
Coding region: 1-3564 (1187 amino acids)
Biological process (GO): activation of GTPase activity; nucleocytoplasmic transport
Cellular component (GO): perinuclear region of cytoplasm; cytosol; nucleus
Molecular function (GO): GTPase activator activity; small GTPase binding
Source: RefSeq, a predicted model, not a curated record
AUGGAAGGGAUUGAGACUGUGGAUGUCAGCUGGCUGCAUCACUCGCAAAAAGUGGUUAGCGAUAAGUCUGUUGCGGAUUCAGAUGCCACAAUUGCCCAAGAACGAAGUCUCGAAAAAACAAGCACUACCGAUAAUACCUCUUCAGCACCAGCCCCCGUCACUCCUACUGUAUCCAAGGGAUCGUUACAAGAAGAUGGUGCAAAGGCCACGAAGGAGGUCAAAAAUGAAGACAAGUCUGUGGAGGGAAAGCCUACUGGCACAUCGCCAGCUACUCCGAAAACCGCGCCUAGGCCGGUCACCGGAAGAAGAAACUCAUGGAUAUCGAGCCUGAGCUCCAAGUUCUCCUCUGGCUCUACCCCGCCAUCGCAGUCGAAUAUGAAGGCACAGCAGAACCCGAAGGCAAGUUCUCCUGUUUCGAAGAUGGACACCCAUAAUCCUUUCGGUGCGGCCUAUUCUCCAAAGGACAAGGAAGAGGAAAGGACGAAUGAGAACAGCCCUUUUGCUUCGGCGUCCCCGAAGGGUCCUUCGUUUUUGCAGAGCGCCUUCCGAAAACUCUCGUCAUCCGCAUCUGGUGGCACUGGUAAAGCCGCCUCUACUGGGACGAUCUGCCAACGUCGCGUAAUGAAUAUUGAUCAGGAUCGAGAUAGGUGCAAGAUCCCCGAUCUGAAUCCUGCCAAACUGCGCCGUGUCGCUUUCUGUGUGGACGUGGAGAUCGCUGGGAUAUCCUAUCGAGAAUCUGAUGAGGACAGCCCCCCUGCGAGUAGUAGGCGACGUCCUGUCCCGGAGGUUAACAAUCAAAAGUCCAAACGAUCGCAUAUCAAGUCGAAAGAGAAGGAUGAAGCUGCAGCGUUGAAGAAUCCCCAGGCUGCAGUCUCUUCCAAGGACAAGAGUAGCCCAACAAAUGGGGCGGACGGAAAGAGUUCUGGGUCACCAGAAACACCGCCAGCCGACGCGAACGCCAAUGGCGAGGCCAAAGAGCCAACACGAAAGCAGGAAAAGAAGAAGAGGUCAGAAGAAGAGAGGCGUGAGCGGAGGGAAAGAAGACGCAGACAGGCAGAAGCAAAUGGCUCCAUACCCAUGCAACUGACAGCUGACGGCCAAGAGUAUGGCUGCCGAACACCUGCGUCUAACGCAACCCGUACUAAGACACAGAGUCAUCCGACGACAGAUCCUGUCCGGAUAUAUAGACGCUGUUGUCAAUUGCGCGAGACGCCCGUGCUCAAGCGGAUUGUUGACGAGAUCUCAUCACCCUCUUCCACGUUAGCUGAGUCUCCAGGAACUGUGGCUGUACUUGACCUCAGCGACUUUCCUAUGACGGCCGAGGAUAUUGCUACUUUUUGCGAUUGGCUCGCUAUUGUACCCGUUCGGAAGCUCAUCAUUGAAAGAUGCGCAUUGAAUGACGACUCGGUGCGAUCUAUUCUUGCUGCACUUCUUUCUACUAGAACUGUGGAACAGAUAAUGCAGCGGCGUAGGAAGGGAAGAAAGGCCGAGGUGGUAACUUCCGAGAAAGAACAGCGGUUCAGCGUCGUUGAGAAGGUAUCGCUAAAAGAUAACCCCAAAAUCGGACCAGAAGGAUGGCGUCAUAUCUGCCUAUUCGUUCACCUUUCAAAAUCUCUGAAGGCGAUCGACUUGUCGGGCAUUCCUCUUCCCAGGACAUCCAUUCCUGUCAAUUGCUCCAACAAAGGAGCCUCGCAAACCCAAAACGUCACCAACGUAGCGACCCUCUUCGCGAAUUCGCUUGCACAACGCUUUGGCGGGGACCACCUCGAAGAAUUGCUGCUGAGCGAAUGCCGACCUACGACCGAAGAUGUGAAGAAAAUCUGUGAUGCAGCCACAACCCUUGGCUUGAGGAGGCUUGGCUUCGCCAACAACGAGCUGAGCAGGGAAGGCUUGGAGCACAUCGUUGGGUACCUCAAGGCAGGGAAGUGCGAGGGGCUAGAUCUGGGUGGGAAUCCCAUUCAAGACCAGCUGGACUUGAUCAUAUCUUCUUUCACGGAUGAUCAUCCCCUAUAUGCUCUUAGCUUGGCCGACUGUUCCCUCACACCUUCUACUGUCUACCCCUUGUUCCAAGGACUGACAAGAUUGCCGGACCUCCGCUUUGUUGAUUUCUCCCACAACCCAGGUCUUUUCACAAUGCAGCCCGAUGCGCUAGCAACUUUCAGACGAUUUCUUCCCAAGAUGCCGGCUCUCAAACGCAUCCAUCUGGCCGACGUCAACUUGUCUCCUGACCAAACCAUUGCUCUGGCUGAGGUCCUCCCCGAAUGUCCCAGCUUAUGCCACUUGAACAUCCUCGAAAACCCAGCCAUCACCGCGUUGGCAUCUGCAACGGACCCUGCCAAUCAAGAAGAGGCCUGCGCUGUUUAUGCAUCCUUGAUGGCGGCAGUUCGUGUAUCCAGAACGAUUAUAGCCGUGGAAAUAGAAGUUCCAACUGCCGAAAACAACGAGGUUGUGAAGGCUCUGGCUUCCCAGAUAGUUGCCUAUUCUCUCAAAAACCUGGAGCAAGGUGCCAUAGCAGCAGAAUUUUCCGAUCCAACAGAUUUACCAACGAGGUCAGCUGUCCAUGUUCCGGAGAUCUUGCAGCAUAUUGUCGGCCACGGUACUGGAGAUGAGGUGGAGGAAGACGACGAGGCUGCACCCGAUGAGGACUAUGUCAUUGGAGGGACCGGCGUGGUUAAAGCUCUCGGUGUUUGCCUCGGUAACGUGGAUCGCCAUAUGCCAGGAGACCAGUCCGGACCCCCAAGUGGCACAACUACACCCAGGCAUAGAAAGUCCAGGUCCUAUGUCACCAAACGACCCCGUGACAUGUCCAAGAAUUUGUUGGAGUCGGCACGUAAUAUCCGGUCGCGAAUCCAGUCGGCCCUUGUGCGCGAAGAUAAGGCCGGCAAUGACACCAAUUACCGACGUCUUCAAUUCCUUGACUUCACCUUACAGCGCAUGAUCCAACGAUUUGAAGACGAGUAUCCUGAGACCCGCAUCAUACCCCAGUCCGUCCCAUCGUAUGCAAUUCAGGAUACUAGCUCACAGGGUUCUAACGACGACGGAUGGAACGGGCCUGUGUCCGACAACACCCAGCUGAAUGGUACCUUCAAUGAUGCUGAAGCCGUGGCAGAUGACGAGGAGGAGCAAUAUGCCGUCCGACUAUCGCGGUCAAGCUCGAUUACGUCCCUUCAUUCACGCGCCAUGACCUCCGAGGAAGGCCAUAUUCACCGUCUCGGACAAAACAUUCGGCGCGAUUUCCUCCGACCUUCGUUCGAUCAGGCCGACGAUGAUAUGUCGGCAUUCUCGUUUGACGAGUCUCAUAUGGCCGCCUUACGUGAUAAACUUGAUCGUCUGCAAGAGGAACAGACCCAUUCACCAUUUGAGAGUGUGGAUGCGGACAAAGCACUGGGAAGUCUGGGUACCACGGUGGAGGAGUUGUGGGCCGCUCGUAAGAACGAUGCGGAAACCUUUGAGAAAUUCCGGCAAAGCCAGAUCGCUGCGCAAUUCAACAGUGGUAAGAGGACAUCGUCUAGCAGGAGCAAUGGGAACGACGAUACCGAACCAGAUCAGCAGGCUUCUUUCUAA